UUUUUGGCUCACUUUGAUAAUAAUUAACAAGGAUUUGCACCGUCUGAUAUGUUUCUAUCUCAUAUUUGUAUUAAGAGGCUAAGUUGAUGUAUUGGGCCUUACGGAAUGCACACCACAUGUUCGAUGAAAUGUAGCAAAGAUCGGAGAUUCUGUUCAACAAGCCAACAACACAAAAUUAUCGUCAAAUUAAGAAAAUGUUCUCAGUUCACAAAUGUCAACAACAACUCCCAACCUCAGAACUCUUAGCCAUUCAAAAAUAAAAACCUCAACCCAUCAAUUUCAAUCUUGAAGACUGUAGAAACAAUAUGGAUUCCCAAAAGUUGUUUCUUCAAUAUUUUCUUCUUCUAAUCCUCUUGGCAUUUUCUUCUUCCAAAGACACCUUAACCAUUAACCAAACCAUUCAAGAUGGCAACUUUAUGAUUUCUAGAGAGAAUAAUUUUGCAUUAGGAUUCUUUAGCCCCAGGAGUUCCAAGUUUCGAUAUCUUGGUAUUUGGUAUCACAAAGUCCGAGAGCAAAAUGUAGUGUGGGUAGCAAACAGGAAUAAUCCAAUCAAUGAUUCCUCAGGUGUUCUAUCAAUUGACCAAUAUGGAAAUCUCAUUCUUUAUAGCAAUCAUAAUCAGCAAGUUCCUGUGUGGUCUGCAAAUGUCUCAGUGGAGGAUACAGGUACUUGUGUAGCUCAGCUCUUGGAUACAGGAAAUUUGAUUUUGGUCCAAGAUUCAAGUAAAGGAGUUGUGUGGCAGAGCUUUGAUCAUCCUACAGAUACUGUGCUACCAGGAAUGAAACUUGGGCUUGAUCGAAGGACGGGUAUGAACAGGUUUCUGAUAUCUUGGAGAUCAGCAAAUGACCCUGGAGUUGGAAACUUCUCACUACAGAUCAAUCCAAAAGGAUCACCGCAAGUAUUUCUUUACUGGGAUAUAAAAUGUAUCUGGCGAGGCAUUGCUUGGCCCUUGAAAAGUUAUGCAGAUGAAACCAACGUUAGUUUUGUCAACAAUCAAGAUGAGAUAUACAUGUCCUACGUUCUUUCUGAUGCUUCUGUUUUCCAAAGGGUAAUUUUGGAUUAUUCCGGACUUGUUAAGAAACAAACUUGGCAUGAAAAAGAUGGCAAAUGGAAGGAAUUUUGGUCUGUAACUAUGUCUUUUUGUGAUCCAUAUGCGCAUUGUGGUAGCUAUGGAAUAUGUGAUCCUAACUAUGUUAGUCGAAGAUUUGAAUGUGAUUGUUUACCGGGGUAUGAACCCAAGUCUGCAAGGGACUGGCAUAUUCUCAAAGAUGCAUCAAGUGGAUGUGUUAGAAAGCGGCUAGAGUCCAUCUCAGUAUGUGGGCAUGGAGAAGGAUUUGUGAAAGUGACACAUGUUAAAGUACCUGAUACUUCAACGGCCAUUUGGGUGAGCAUGAAUAUGAGUCCGAGGGACUGUGAAAAGGAUUGCAGGAGGAAUUGUUCAUGCUCUGCAUAUGCAAGCAUAGAUAUUGCUGGAAAGGGGACCGGCUGUUUGACAUGGUAUGGAAAAUUGAUGGACACUGUACAUAAUAUAGAAGAGGGAUAUGAUAUUUAUGUUCGUGUUGAUGCAGUUGAAAUAGAUGAAAUCGCCCAAAAUUCGAAUGGCUUUUUCAAAAGAAAGGAUAUGCUGGCAGUUUUAGUAGUAUCUGUUGUUUCAGCUUGGCUUAUUAUCAUCUUAUUUGUUUGUAUGUGGCUCAAGAAGAAGAAAAAGAAAAGGGUGAGGAAUAAAUGGAGCAAAAGAUGGCUUGAUACAAUUGGCAAUACAUACUACAAACAAACUUGGGAGGAAAAUGAAGUUGAAGGUGACAUGAGUCAUCCCAAGAUUGCAUUUUUCAGUCUCAGCACAAUACUUUCUGCGACUAGCAAUUUCUCUCCAGCUAACAAACUAGGGGAAGGUGGCUUUGGCAUGGUUUAUAAGGGUACAUUGUCUAAUGGAAAAGAAGUUGCUGUGAAAAGACUAUCAAAAAGUUCAGCACAAGGAAUAGAAGAAUUUAAAAAUGAAGUUUUGUUGAUUGCAAAACUUCAACAUCAGAAUCUGGUGAAACUCAUAGGAUGUUGCAUUCAGGGACAGGAGCCAAUGCUAGUUUAUGAAUACAUGCCAAACAAAAGCUUGGACUCCUUUAUUUUCAAUGAAACAAGAAGGUCAACCUUGAAUUGGAGAAAACGCUUUGAUAUUAUUGUUGGGAUUGCUCGUGGAAUCUUAUAUAUUCACCAAGAUUCUAGAUUGAGAAUUAUCCAUAGAGAUUUAAAAACGAGUAACAUUCUUUUGGAUGAAGAAAUGAAUCCAAAAAUUUCAGAUUUUGGAUUAGCUAGAAUCUUGAAACGCGACCAAUCGCAAGAGAAGACAAAUAAAAUAGUUGGAACAUUCGGGUACAUGUCACCAGAAUAUGUGGUGUUUGGAAAGUUUUCAACAAAAUCUGAUGUCUUUAGUUUUGGGAUAAUAUUGUUAGAGAUCAUUACAGGGAAAAAGAGCAACAGCUUUUGUCAAGAGGAUUCUUACCCAAGCAUGAUUGGAAAAAUGUGGCAUUUAUGGAGAGAAGAAAGAGCAUUGGAGAUGGUUGAUUCAUCACUACAGGAAUCUUGUUCUGUUCAUAAAGUGUUGAGAUGCAUCCAAAUUGGACUCUUGUGUGUGCAAGAAGAUGCAUUGGAAAGACCAGACAUGUCAACUGUUGUUGUAAUGUUGAAUAGUGAAGAUAGUCUUCCUACUCCUAAACAACCCCCUUUCAUUUUUAAAAGGUCCAGUAAUAGUUCUAGCUCAUUAGUAAUAAAAGAAAAAGGUUUUUAUUCCGUUGAUGAGGAAACAAUUACUGAACUUGUAUGUCGUUGAAAUAUCUCUUAUCAAUUAGAUAAAAUUUUAAGAGAAAUUUACUAUAUUGUCAAUGAGGUAUAAUGAAACUUAUUAGU
Messenger RNA from Manihot esculenta (cassava), 2899 nucleotides. Its product is annotated as G-type lectin S-receptor-like serine/threonine-protein kinase RKS1. Gene Ontology annotation, biological process: protein phosphorylation; recognition of pollen. Gene Ontology annotation, molecular function: ATP binding; protein serine/threonine kinase activity. The record is from RefSeq and is a predicted model, not a curated record. NCBI's taxonomy places the organism in Eukaryota, Viridiplantae, Streptophyta, Magnoliopsida, Malpighiales, Euphorbiaceae. The transcript has 8 exons. The coding region runs from base 306 to 2822 and encodes 838 amino acids.